AUGGCUUUCACCAUCACCGCUUCCCUCGUCGCCAUCGGCCUCGCUGCCUUCGCUAAGGCGCAGUCCAGCACUGUUGAGGCGUACAUCUCUUCGGAGUCGCCCAUCGCGCAGGCUGGCAUUUUGGCGGCCAUUGGCCCCGACGGCGAGAACUCUGGCGGUGCUGCUGCUGGCGUCAUUGUCGCCUCUCCCUCCGAUUCGGACCCCGACUACCUGUACACCUGGACGCGCGACGCCGCGUUGGUCUCGCGGGUCCUCGUUGACCAGUUCACUCAGGGCGGCGACUCGAGCUUGCAGAGCGUCAUCGAGUCGUAUGUGUCUGCUCAGGACACCCUCCAGCACCUCGACAACCCCUCCGGUGGCUACGACUCUGGAGGGCUCGGCGAGCCCAAGUUCAACAUUGACCUGACGGCCUUCACGGACGCUUGGGGGCGCCCUCAGACUGAUGGUCCCGCGCUCCGCGCUCUUACGCUCAUCACGUACGGUAACUCUCUACAGAGCGGUGACAACUCGUCCUAUGUUACGGACACCCUCUGGCCGAUCAUCAAGGCCGACCUGGACUACGUCGUCCAGUACUGGAACCAGCAGACCUUCGAUCUGUGGGAGGAGGUCCAGUCCUCGGGCUCGUUCUUCACGACCGUCGUCCAGCACGCCGCGCUCCGCCAGGGCGUCAGCUUCGCGAGCGCUGUUGGGGACGAUGGCCCGUCCUACAGCUCCGCGGCCGAUAGCGUCCUAUGCACCGCGCAGUCGUUCUGGAACGAGGACGGCGGCUACUUUAAUGCGAACCAGGGCGGCGGCCGCUCCGGCAUCGAUAACAACGCCGUGCUCGCGAGCAUCCACACCUUCGACGUCGAGGCGGGCUGCGAUUCGAACACCUUCCAGCCGUGCUCUGACCGCGCGCUGUCCAACCUGAAGGUGUACGUCGACUCGUUUCGCGGUCUCUACAGCAUCAACCCGACCGGCGACACGGACGCUAUCCUCACUGGCCGCUACAAGGAGGACUCGUACCAGGGCGGCAACCCCUGGUACCUCAACACCUUCGCCGUCGCCGAGCAGCUCUAUGACGCGCUCACGACCUGGGACCAGGUCGGCUCGAUCGACGUCACGUCCACCUCGCUCGCCUUCUUCCAGCAGUUCUCCGACUCCAUCGCCGAGGGCUCGUACGACUCGAGCUCGGACGAGUACAGCACGCUCACGUCGGCGAUCCACGACUGGGCGGACGGCUUCAUCGAGAUCAUCGCGAACUACACGCCGAGCGACGGCUCGCUCGCGGAGCAGAUCAAGAAGGACAGCGGCGAGCCGGCGAGCGCGCUGGACCUGACUUGGAGCUAUGCGUCGGCAGUCACGGCGUUCAACGCGCGCGAUGGGUUCGUGCCUGCCAGCUGGGGCGCCGCCAAUGUGACUGCCAGCUGUUAA
Molecule: messenger RNA, 1413 nt
Organism: Schizophyllum commune H4-8
Lineage: Eukaryota; Fungi; Basidiomycota; Agaricomycetes; Agaricales; Schizophyllaceae
Product: glycoside hydrolase family 15 protein
Exons: 6
Coding region: 1-1413 (470 amino acids)
Biological process (GO): polysaccharide metabolic process
Cellular component (GO): fungal-type vacuole
Molecular function (GO): glucan 1,4-alpha-glucosidase activity
Source: RefSeq, a predicted model, not a curated record